UUUGUAUACAUAUGUACAUUCGUACAUUUAUGAGCUGUCAUGUGAAUGAGUUCUCGAGUUUUACAUGAACCGUGUCAGUUAUCACCAGUUUUUCAUUUAUCUUCUCCAUUUAUAAGAAAUUGUCGAUAUGAAUUGGUCAUCAGAAUGUUAGUAGUGCACAUUGAGGAAAGUGAAUCGAUGUGCGCAGUUACAAAUUUAACGACGUUUCCACGGCGCUGGCGCUUUUGAUUUCCCGGGGAAUCGGGACUCUCCGGGUCUCGAUCAGCUUUUCCUCUCAAUUCUCAAUAUUUUCGAGCGCGCAUCAGUUACGUUCUGUCACUGCAACAAGUGAAAACCCCCUCUUUUUUUGUUUUGGGGCAGAAAAAUAUAUAUAAUCGCGAUAUAUCUGCGACAUAUUUUUUCGUGAGGAUUCAUAUAAUAAAUUUUAAAUUAAAACUUGAAAUUGCAAACAAAAAGUGCUAAACGAAAAGGAAAUAAGGAAAGUUCUGUUUUGAAAUAUAGAAAAUAAAAGAAGAAAAGGAAGAAGAAGAAAAAGAAGAAAGGAGAAUAUAAAAAAAUGAGUGUUGACGAUAUCCUUAAUUAUACACCUGAUGAGAAUGAAGAUCUUUACGCGAUUCUAGGAUGCGAUGAAUCUGCAACGGUUGAGCAGAUCACUGCCGAGUACAAGGCUUUGGCUCUUCAGUAUCAUCCCGAUAAAAAUGAGGGGAACAAGGAGGCGGAGGCCAAGUUUCAACAACUUAAAAAUGCCAAGGAGAUAUUAUGUGACCCUGAAAAAAGGAGCAAUUACGACAAAUGGCGACACAGUGGGAUCUCGAUUACUUAUAAAAAGUGGCUUGGAAUGAAGGAGUCAGUUCACCAGUCUAUGCACUGGAGCACACCAAAGACGAAGGACAGGAUGUUGCCGGAUAGCGCAAGUGCUGGUGGUCCUCCAAAUUUCUUGAGGAGUCAACCGAUGAACGCUCACAGACGAGCAUCAGAAGGAGGCGCAAAUAUUCACUAUGGCGCACGCAAAGAUGUCAAUUGGGAAUCACAACCUCCAAGUGAGGUUGUCAAUAAAUUUCGCAAUUACGAAAUUUAAAAUCCCAACGAACCGAACCGAGAAUAUAUAUUGAAGAGUGUUGCAUUUCUAAAUGGCCCAUUAUAUUCGAUGACUGCAAAAAACAUGGAAAACAAACAAUUUCAAGCGAAUAUAUAAUAUACGAUGAGAGAUCGAGGGUAAGGAGUGUUAUUAUAUCAAAUAAAUUCAAAUCGCUUUCUCGCCACUGUCCAACAAAUUUCCAAUCGUCAAUUCGUUUUUCAAAAAAACCAGAAUAUAAUAAAAAAAAUAAAAAUACUUUUAAGACAAGAAAAAAAUUAUUAAAUUUUUAAAGUCUUUAGCAAUUAUAUUUAUUAUUAUUUCAAUUUUUUUUAAUAAUAUUCAAUAUUGUACAAUUUUUAUUAAUUUUAUAUGUUACCUUUGGAAAAAUUGAGACAAUUUAAAAAUUUGAUAACCUUUUGUUGAAUUUUUCAAUAAAACAUAUUGGAAUCGAUUGUAUGAAUGAAAGAGAGAAUUGAAAGGGACCAGAAAUCGAGAAAUGACUCCAAAUGAAAAAAAAGAAAACAGAAAAAAAUGAAGAGAUUAUAUUUAUCAAGAAGCUUAUAGAAAACUCACGUGAGUAAUUAAGAUUUAUAUAGUACACAAUAUUGAACGAGAGCAACAAAAAAAAAUAUAUAAACAAUUAUUUUUGUUGUUAUAUAGUUUAUAAAAAAAAAUAUAAAAUACCGUUGGACAGUGCUCAUUCUUAUCAAGAAUGUGAAUAAAUGAAAAAUAAUUGAAUUUACUUAUUUCUAAAAAUGCUUUUAUGCAGAAAAAAAAAAUUUUCCUCGAAAAAUCAAAAGCAAGCGUAAAAUCACUUAGUUUUCUUUUAUUCACAAAAAAAAGCAAUUUUGAAAAAACGUGAAUAAUUUUCUUCGAAUCGUCAUACAAAUAAAAGAAGAAUUUAAACAAAUUACACGUUUUUUCGCCCAAAUUUAAAUUGUAAGUGUAUAAGUCUAUAUUUGUUAAGAUAUACUAUAUUGUCGUUCCAUGAAAAGAAUAAAAAAAGUGUUGCCCGUUAUACGGCGGAGGACUCAAGACUUGGUCAAAGAAAUAUUUUUUAUAUAAAAAUUUUUCAAAUUCAAAAAUGUAUCAAGAAACAACACUUUUUUCUCGUGACUAUUAAAUUUUUGAAUUUUUUUAUUCAAUUGAGGAGCAGGCUGAACAAAUUUUACAAUCAUAUCAAUAACAGGCCUCGGACUACAUACGACAUUUUAAAUAUUAUUUGAAUUAGCAACAAUUCGCGCGCUAAAUUUUUACUUCAAUUUUGAAAUAAAAUCAGAAAUUUAAAAAUACCUAGAAUUUAAAAAUUUUUAAUUCAAAUUUU
Leptopilina heterotoma is the source of this 2402-nucleotide messenger RNA. It is a transcript of the gene jdp, whose product is annotated as J domain-containing protein. The record is from RefSeq and is a predicted model, not a curated record. Lineage: Eukaryota; Metazoa; Arthropoda; Insecta; Hymenoptera; Figitidae. The transcript is spliced from 5 exons. Gene Ontology annotation, cellular component: cytoplasm. The coding region runs from base 557 to 1078 and encodes 173 amino acids.